AUGAUGCCGAUAAAGGAUAAUCAAGAUGUGGCAUGUUUCCUUGUCACCAAACACUCAUGGAAGGGAAAGUACAAACGUAUUUUCUCGAUUGGAUCCAUGGGUAUUACCACGUACAAUCCGAGUAAUUUAGAAGUUACUAACAAAUGGGAGUAUGCUGAUUUUAUAAAUGUACAGCCUACUAAUAAAAGUCAACUUGGUUUACAUGAAUUUAGUAUUACAAUGCGUAAAGAACGUAAAGUUGAUACUAUGAAAUUUAGCUCGGAACACAGAGCUCAUUUAUUAACUGAGGCACUUAAAUAUCGAAAUCAGUUUGCUGAAAAACCUAAAGAGAUACUUAGAUAUCAAGCAUACAAGCAUCAUUGGUCGGACACACGUUUACCAGUGGUCUUAGAAGUAACACCCUACAGCCUAGACCAAUUAGACCCAGCGACAAAUAUGUUACUGGCGAGUUACUAUUACAAAGACAUAGACGGUCUAGGUACGAUGAAAGACUACCAAGAUGGAUUCGUGAUAGUAAGCAGCGGAUUCGGACGACUGCAUUUAUUUUCAUCGCAGCAUAUUGAGGAGAUAAAACGUAAAAUAGUUGACUUAGCUCACACUAAUUUAGGAUUAACCAUAACUGUAUUAAAAGAAAAAAUACCAAUGGACGAAUUUAUAAUGCAACGUAUGGGUAGAUACAGCGGCGACGAGCACAUAACAAGUGUGUCUGAAUUUACAGUACAUAAAAUAUCAUCACGUCAUUCAGAUCCACAGCGCAGAACACUGUGUCUAUCGGAUACAUGUUUGUUGGAGAGAGAUCCACAGACUUAUAAUAUAUGUACACUUAGGCCACUUUCUGAUAUUUUUGUUCUCGUACGAGAUAACGCAAAUCCACAAUUAUUUACCAUUCAAUAUCUCAAUGGACAGCUACGCAGUUACAUGGCUACCGAUAGAGAUUCAUUGUUGGCGUCUUUGUUAGACGGUGUUCGCGCAUCCGGAAACAGAGAUGUCCAUGUUAAAAUGAAUCUGAUCGCCCGCGGCAAGCGUCUUGGUCCACUGAAUUUACCAGUUGAUGAGGAAGUUGAAAUAACACAUGUUAAAUUUUUACAACAACCGCCGGGUGGACGCUUUUUUGCUGAAAUACUUGAACGGUUCAAUGCUAAUGUACCUUACAGUGGUCUUCAUUAUUCUGUUACACAAGACGGUAAAAAACCGCUCGAAUGGACUGUAACCACUGUACAACUCGAGGUACAUCGGAUGAUGAAUGACUACUUACAGGGAUUAUUUACCGAGAAUAAGGAUAAAAUAAUACUCGGUGCUCUCAACUCGUUGGUAAACCGUGAUUUAGACACAAACACCGAGGUUGAAGCACAAUUUCAUGCUCUGAGAAGAUUGGUAGCAAGCAAAGUUGGCUUUAUGGCUUUCACAACAUUACCUGGCUUCCGAGAAGCUAUCGGUAAUAAAGUAGUAAAAGCGCUUAAACGGCAAGACUGUGGUGUCACCCAAGCUGCUAUUGAUUGUAUCUGUGCAUUGAUGCAAGCGAUGCAUGAUGACUGUGAUUUAAGGCAGGAGCAACUCAAUAAAAGUAGCCUGCUUAGUAGUAAUAAGUUUUUGGAAAGUCUUCUAGACAUGUGGAUAACUCAUGUUAGUCAUGGAACAGGCGCGCUGGUAGUGUCUGCGAUGCUAGAUUUAUUAACAUUUGCACUGUGUGUGCCCUACAGUGAAACAACUGACGGCAAACACUUUGAUAAUCUAUUAGAGAUGGUAGCCUCCCGUGGACGACCACUAUUUAAAUUAUUUCAACACCCAUCACUGGCUAUUGUUAAAGGUGCUGGACUUAUCAUGCGGGCUAUUAUUGAAGAAGGUGCCCCGGAAGUUGCUGCUAAAAUGCAAGAACUUGCGCUGGCUGAAGGUGCUUUACCAAGGCAUCUGUUGAACAGUUUGUUUACUGUUGGUAGUGAUGGUAGAUUGUUGACUCACAGACAGUUGUGUCACUCCCAAGAAAAAGUCCCCGACUCAUUCCUCGAAGAAGAACGACUGAACAACCGUGACAACCUAAAAAUAGCAAUUGACGCAUCAAAAAACAAGCGUGGCGCCCAGUGGCAAACAAUGGAACGCCACAUGCGAGUAAUAGAAAAACACGUCGAGAACGCUUUACAACACUGGGGCGCCCGAGUGGGAAUCGAGCGCCGCGAAAAAAUAAAAGAGCGCCCCAUAGUCCUCCGAAAGCGCCGAGAGAGGAUAAAAUCCGAGGCUAACUGGAAAUUAUUUUACUACAAAUUCAACCAAGACCACGCUUUAUCAAACCUAAUAUGGAACCACAAAACCCGGGAAGAAUUGCGCACGGCUCUAGAAAACGAGAUCCGAGCCUUCACCGCGGACAAAGAUCUCUCCGGCGGAACCCUAAUCGCCUGGAACCACCGAGAGUUCGAAGUCCAAUAUCUAUGUCUCUCCGACGAAGUAAAAAUCGGCGACUACUACCUCCGACUAUUAUUAGAAAAAGAUUGCCCGGAAAGUCCAAUCAGAAAGUCAUAUGAAUUUUUUAACGAUUUAUACCACCGAUUUUUGCUAACAACAAAAGUAGAAAUGAAGUGCCUUUGCUUGCAAGCAAUGACCAUAGUCUACGGUCGCUACUACGAAGACAUAGGUCCAUUUUCCGACACCAAGUACAUAGUAGGUAUGUUAGAGCGCUGUACAGACCGCACCGAGCGGGACAGACUCGUAAUGUUCAUCCACAAAUUAAUCCUCCAUCGCAAAAACGUAAAAGACAUCAUGGACCAAAACGGCGUUCGGGCUCUCGUAGAUUUAUUAACCCUCGCGCACUUACACACCUCCCGAGCGAUGGUACCCACCCAGACCAACGUAAUAGAAGCCGGCCCAGAGCAAGAGCGGGUCCUAGAAAAAGAGUGGUACUACAACGACGGAGAUCGUCGAUGUGGUCCAGUCAGCCUCAAAGACCUAAAAGACCUCUAUUUAGCAAACAAACUGACCCACAAGACCAAAGUCUGGGCCCAGGGCCUCGACGGCUGGCGGAUGAUCUCCCAAGUUCCUCAACUAAAGUGGACCCUAGUCGCCAAAGGUACCCCGGUAGUAAAUGAAAGCGAGCUUGCAACCUUAAUUUUAAAUGUCUUGAUCCAAAUGUGCGAGUACUUUCCCAGCCGCGACUCUGACAAUGCCGUAAUUCGUCCCUUACCUCGGGUCAAAAGACUUCUUUCUGAUCUCCAAUGCUUGCCACAUGUUGUCCAGUUGCUCCUGACCUUUGACCCUGUUUUAGUAGAGCGAGUCGCUACUUUAUUAUGCGAAAUUAUGAAAGACAACCCGGAAGUUUCCAAAAUUUACCUUACCGGCGUGUUUUAUUUUAUUUUAAUGUACACUGGGUCAAAUGUCCUGCCCAUAGCUAGAUUCUUGCAAUUAACUCAUACAAAGCAAGCUUUUAGAGGCGAUGAUACCACCCAGCCGUCUGAUAUAAUGCAAAGAAGUAUUUUAGGACAGUUAUUACCCGACGCAAUGGUUAGUUAUCUAGAAAAUCACGGGGCAGAAAAAUUCGCUCAGAUAUUCCUUGGAGACUUUGAUACUCCUGAAGCUAUCUGGAACGCUGAAAUGCGUCGGACGUUGAUUGAGAAAGUAGCAGCACAUAUCGCUGACUUUUCCCCGAGAUUAAGGAGCCAUACCAUGGCUAGGUAUCAGUACAUCGCAAUUCCAGCGGUAAGAUUCCCACAAUUGGAGAAAGAACUGUUCUGCCAGAUAUUUUAUCUAAGACACUUGUGCGAUACGGUUAAAUUCCCCAACUGGCCAAUCCCCGACCCGGUUCACUUGUUGAAGGAUGUUCUAGAUGCUUGGAAGAAAGAAGUGGAGAAGAAACCCCCGAUUAUGACAGUAGAGGAAGCGUAUAGGGUCCUGGGGCUUGUUAAUGGAAGGCAACACAGUGAAGCAGAUGUCAGAAAGUCUUAUUACAAGUUAGCACAACGUUUUCAUCCGGAUAAAAAUCCUGAAGGGAGGGAUAAGUUCGAAGCUGUUAAUCAAGCGUAUGAAUUUUUGUGCAGCAGAAGUUGCUGGACUACAGACGGACCUAAUCCCGAUAAUAUUGUCCUGAUUCUUAGAACUCAGAGCAUUUUGUUCCAUAGGUAUACUGAUGAGCUCAGGCCUUAUAAAUAUGCGGGGUAUCCUCAGUUGAUCAAGACUAUUAAGCUAGAAACUGAGGAUGAAAGGUUGUUUUCUAAAGCUGCGCCGCUUUUAGCGGCUGCUAGUGAAUUGGCUUACCAUACUGUCCACUGUUCUGCUUUAAACGCUGAAGAACUGAGACGAGAAGGAGGCUUGGAUGUACUUUUGGAUGCUUAUACUCGGUGUGUUAGUGUCUUAAAUAAUUCCAGCAAGCCUGAUGACAUUGCUGUGCAAGUUUGCACGCAUAUUACAAAAUGUUUCGCUGUCGCGGGCAGGUUCCGCGGGUGUAGGGACAAAAUUGUGGAACUUCCGCAGCUUAUUAAAGAUUUGUGCAGAAUUUUGUACUUCAAACACUUGACCAAGCUCUGCUCUGUAGCUACAGAGUGUGUUUCGUCGCUAGCUACUGAUAGUAUUCUACAAAUGCAACUGCUUCAAUCAGGAGCGCUGUGGCACUUGUUGCUAUUUAUGUUUAAUUAUGAUUACACGCUAGAAGAAGGCGGAGUUGAGAGGAACCAGGAUGAAAAUCGGCAAGAGGUUGCUAAUAAUUUAGCGAAGUUGGCGAUUAAAGCUUGCGCGAGGCUCGGCGGGUAUAUGACUGGAGAAAAUGCUACUCCAGUAAAUCCGGUGACUGUUGCGGCUCUGGAAACUUUAUUGACGCCUUAUCUUUCAAGGCAGUUGUCUAAAGACAAGCCUGAGGAUAUUUUGAAGACUCUUAACUCGAAUUGUUCCAAUCCUUAUUUAAUUUGGGACAAUGGAACCCGCGCGGAGCUUAAUGAGUAUUUAGAGAGUAAAAGAGAAGAAAAAUUAAACGGGAAUGAUCUUGAAACUGAUUUUAGUAGCUUUAAAUACAGCAAGCAUAGCAAUGAGUUGAUUAUUGGAGAGAUUUUUGUUAAAGUUUACAAUGAGCAGCCGAAUUUUCCGAUAGAAAAUCCCAAAAGUUUUACAAUUGACCUUCUUAAUUUUAUUCUUAAAUCUUCUGAGGAUAUUUGCUCGUUAAAUAGUGUUAACUUGUCGAAAAAGGAUCAGGAUAAAUUAAAGAAUGUAGUUAUGGCUCUUGAGGCGCUUAAAAAUGUGAUCAAAAAUAAUCCCGGGAUUGAAAUUCAGUGCAUUGGGCACUUUAACCUGUUGUUUAAUUUGUUGAGCUGUAAUAAUUUUAAACCAAUUCAAAGAGGAGCUUUGGAGGUUAUUAACAAUGUUACGAAGAAUAAUGAGUGCGUUAAUGACAUUGCAGCUAAUGAAGUGGUCGUUCAUUUGCUUUUGGCGUUACAUACCCUCAAAGAAUCCCAAUUGUUGACUCUAGAAACUUUGUACGCACUAAUGAGCACUACUAAGAUUGUUAAAGAUGCUCUGGCUAAAGGAGCGGUUAUUUAUGUGCUGGAUUUAUUUUGUAACUCGGCUAAUUUGUCAAUUAGAGAAACUGCGGCUGAAUUGUUGGCUAAAAUGUCAUCGGAUAAAUUGGCUGGUCCGAAAGUUAAAUUGGAUUUGAGCAAAUUUUUGCCUAAAUUGUUUGGUGAGGCGAUAAGGGACGCGCCUAAGCAAUGUGUGCAUAUGUUUGAGACUAAGCAUGAGAACCCGGAACUGGUUUGGGAUGAUGAAAGUAAGACACGGGUUUCGAGAAUUGUUGGUGAGCUUAAGGACGAGUACUAUUCUUUGCAAAAAAGGAAUCCUGGUGCUGUAUUAAAGCUACCGGAGACGCAGAAUAAUUUUGAUGCUGCGACUAAUGAGCCGGUUGUUGGUGGAGUUUAUUUAAGGCUGUUCAUUGCGAGUCCAGCGUGGGCUUUGAGGAAACCCAAAGAAUUUAUGAGUGAUCUGAUGGACUGCAUUUUGGCGCUGAUGGCCAGGGAUACUGUUGAUACGGAUAUGUUGGAACUUAGUACCCAGGCUUUGGUGUGCUUGUUGCAAGCUCAGCCAGUUCUGGCUGAUCAAGUUCCUUCUUUGGGGCACAUUCCGAGGCUGUGUAGGCAAAUGUCGGUUCGCAAUAGUCAACCGCCGGUUUAUAAGGCUGCGAUACUUAUUUUACAUCAGUUGGCUACUAGUGAAAUU
Molecule: messenger RNA, 6183 nt
Organism: Cotesia congregata
Lineage: Eukaryota; Metazoa; Arthropoda; Insecta; Hymenoptera; Braconidae
Source: the annotation of a GenBank genome assembly